Messenger RNA from Mucor mucedo, 3672 nucleotides. RefSeq lists its product as uncharacterized. The transcript has 8 exons. NCBI's taxonomy places the organism in Eukaryota, Fungi, Mucoromycota, Mucoromycetes, Mucorales, Mucoraceae. The record is from RefSeq and is a predicted model, not a curated record. The coding region runs from base 165 to 3284 and encodes 1039 amino acids.
AUGGAUUACACUAAUCUGUAUUGUAAUUGGCGAACUUUAGUUACGCCUUUCAUUGUAACAAUAUCGGAUAGCUCCACAAAUGGAAAAGUUAAUGAAAGCUAUUCCACGUUGUAUUUGUUUUCUUUUUUCUUUUUCUUUUAAUCUUCGUUUCACCAUAACGCAAAAUGAGAGAGUAUUAUGAUUUUUCUUCACAUAGAUACUGUCUAAUUUUUGAGUUCGAUAAUACAAGCCUAAAGGCCUCAAGCAUGGAUAACGCAGACCAUAAUCACGACUGGGUUAAUGAUUUAAAAGACCCAAUUGAUAUCCCUUCAAUACUAUACAAUACUACUACUGGUAUUGUCGCAUCUAGAGGAAUGUCAGCGUUAGAAAAAAUGGAGUCCCAAGAGAAUCAACAAGAUGAGUAUUUUGUGCAAAACGUUUUUAUGGAGCUGUAUGGCGUAUUUUGGAGAAUGCAACAAGAACAUUAUGAAGCAAACAUAUACGACAGUGUUAUAAAGCAAGAAGCUGUGAAGUUCUUACAAGAUGAAGUGAGCGAUUGGGAAAAAUCUUUGAAAAGUCCCAAGUCAGACUUUUACUAUGCAUUUACCCUUCCAACAGAUUGGAAUGAAGAUAUACGAGAUAGUAUCUUUCGUCCUCUUUUUAUACAAGCUGGUCUUAUCGCUGAAGAAGAUCAUGUUGAUAGGCUGAUUUUUUUUUCCAAGAUAGAAUCCGUGUUUCGGAUUAUUCAAUCGACCAAUGAUUAUUCUUUUGGAAAAAUAGAAAUACAAACUGGAAAGCAGUAUGCCAUAUGUUCGUUAGAUUUCGAUGGUCAAGUUUGCAUAGAUCUGGAAUUAUUCUCAGCCCAAUAUCCUUCAUUAACAUCAAUCGACAACAAGUAUAUCCCCCAGCCAUUAAAAUCGUCCAAGUUUAAAUUCCCUUUACAACAUAAGGAAACCAGAGAGUGGGUAAAAGAAAGCUUGGAAAAAAGGUGUAGUACAAUAUUGACACCCGAUUUUAUUGACAUGAUGACAAUUGAGAGCUAUUUCGAUCGAUUUUCACCAGAACAAGACAGGAAACAUAACCCUGACAGAUGCUACUAUGAGGACAAUCAGCCAGAACUAUUUGCUAAUACACCUUAUCAAAAGUUUUUCGCCUAUCGGCCCUUCAAGGGGCUAGAAGAUAUACGUUACGAAGAGUUUAAUUUAAAGCAGGACGAAAUUAAAGCUAUCGAAUCCAUGACUAUAAAUGAUAUCUAUAUGGACUACCCUAAUUAUGUGAAGGAGUUUUUCAUGUACUAUAUACAUGCUUUUUUUCAGGACACAACCGGGACAAAACUUUCGGGGUUGUUCAUUUUGUAUACAGAAGUAUAUGCGCGAUAUAAUGAAACACUAGUGUUACUGAAACUUAUAGAGAGGUGGCUAAACGAUUACGGUGAACAUCAGUCUCUUUAUAAAUUAAUGUCACAUGAUGGCGAUGAUGACGACAAAAACGUCAGCUUCAGAUUAACUUUGUUUACAAGAACUCAAGGGGGUGAAAAACUAGUACAAAAGAGAGUCAGAGAAUACAACAAACUCAGCGAUCCAAAAAUACAGCCACUGGACUCAAAAACAGAACCGUUUAGGCCUGUACAUUGUAUUUAUAUAGACUUGUUGCCUACAACUGUGAACUUGCAGAUUACCCACACGGGAGAUACCGGCCAUAUAAAGAGCACAACAGGAGAUUAUCAAUGUGAUAUACAGCCAUUAACAAACUUUAUCUCGCAGUCCAACUUGUACGAGAGAUCAGCACUGUGCAUAACGAAUAGGAUGAAAUUAUAUAUCGAGACUAUUUUUGGUGAAUAUCUCGUAUUGUGCUCAGACCCAGAUAGAACAUCAAAUAUUAUAAGUACAUUUGUUCAUUCUAAAACAAAAAUAAUUGAGAAGCUUUUGAGCAAGGUUGACAUGCAUGAGAUGUUUUCUAAAACAAUUGCACCUACUGCCUCCGACGGUAAUAAUUCCGUAAUUGUUUGCCACCCCGGAUACUUCUUUUUCUUUAAGAUAACGUACCUAUAUUAUCUCAACAAAAUUAUAGAAGACAAAUUGGACAUUGCUUUUGGAAACGAAUGGAAGAACAAGAAUACUGCGUUUGUUUUUUCGGUUGAAAAGAAGUUACUGGAUGAUAUGUUUGACUCAAAAGAAACGCUACAUAAUCUGCUAUUUUCAAGUGGGAUACUAAAUAAUAAUAAUGGUUUUCGAAAAGCUGAAAUAUGUACUUACGGCGAAGAAAUUUUACCUGCCAUUCAACAGAAAUUAAAAGACGCUGAUUUCAAGAUGAAAUCGUACUUUGUUGUUGCACAGUUAAAUCAAAAGCAUAUUCAACUCACUUUACAUCAAGUUGUUAAACUAUCAACACCUGCCGAGGAUGCUGCCACCAUCAUUAUCCAGGAUGAAAUACUACACAUAGAGGAUGUAUAUGACACCUUAUGCAAAAACAUUUGGGCGGCCUUAUUAUCUAGCAACCGUAUUGAUUACUGUCUAAAGCACAAGAAUAAGGGUGAUAAUCCUCACAGCUUAAAUUCUUCAGAAGGUUACAAGGCUAUUUACCAGAGGUUAAAAAUUUAUUUGAUGGAAGCUCUGAGCUUGAGUCAUACAAGUAUUGACAUGGAUUAUAAUUACCAUUUAAAAAUCACGGAAGAAUGCCCUUGUACAAUUGUUCUUUUUUUUCGCGACAUCAUUGAAAUGGGAAUUAGGUCAGUCAUAAAAUCUUUAGUAACAACCAUAGCAGCUUCGGCGAUAAACACAGCACUGUUCGGCCAUUACGAAGUGGAAUUUAUGUUUUUGUUAGGGGAUCCAUUCAACAUUUCGUCCUUCUUGUCGACUUAUUAUAUAUAUACCGCGAUAGUCCAACAAGAGAUCAAUAUUUCUAUCGAGCUGAAGGCAGAAUAUAUACAGGGUUUUGCUUUACAAGAAUCGCUCUGCCAACUAUUAAAUCAGACAACAAGUAAAAGUCCACACAUGCAUGACAGAUUCAUCAAAGGAGUUUUGAGCCAGAUAUGCACAGAUACUUACGGGGUACGAUUUGUAGCUGCAGAUGAGCAUUACCCUUCGUUCAUAUGUAUGGAUUGCAGCAAAGACGACGAGAAAGUUGUUGUAAAGGAUGGUAACUUUCUGGUAAUUCAUCAAAAAGGGGAGUCGAUUCCGAUAACAGGAUUGGCGAUAAAAUUAAAACUGCUCAUUGAGGAGGACAGCAAUAUUGAAAGCUAUAAUGAAUGGGACCCCAAAAAUAGAGUAUUCGCUGGUACUUAUAAUUCAGUCGAUCUUUUUUAGAUGCAACCCUAACCCCGAAUUAUAUUAUUUUUCAGAAUUUAUUAGAGUGCAACAUUCAAAUGACACUGUUAUAGGUAGAUAUACACUCUUGGGGGAUAAUUCGGAAGGUCCCAAAUGUAUAAUACAUAUCAGUGAUGAAAGGAGCAAAGAUCAGCCAGUCAUAAUAGACUUUAAACACGCCAACCAUGAAUAUACUUUACACUUUACGGUGAGAAUGAUGGGUUAUUCUACCAUUUAUCAAAAUCAAAACUGUGAUAUGUAUAAUAUCAUAGGGCAGCCGCUAACACUCGCCUACAUUUAGCUUGUACAUAAAAAUAAGUUGUUAAUUCUACUUUAACAGCAAUUUUAUAGUUGAUAAUAUAGUAAAAUAAAGUUUUUUUGAACCAAA